AGCGGAGCGACGCGAGCCGGAACCGGACUGAUGAGAAGAACCAGACCUGCAGCGGGAGCAUUUCUGCAUCUUUCUCUGGACUGUCACAAUCAAUCACUCCCUUAUUAUCUGAUUUUCACAAAAACAAAAAGUGUGCCGGCACUAAGAUGACGUUGGUCUUCACACUUCUCUGCCUCUGCGUUUUAAAGAUGGGCGGCUUCUCCGCAUCUGUCACUCAAGCCACCGUCCAAUCAGACAUUGAGUGUCAUGACUGGGGUGUGUGGAGCAAGGGUUCGGUGCGGGUGUAUGACGGGGAGGUGGCGUAUCUCUACUGUCCGCUCUUCUCUUAUCCCACGCUCUACAGCUACAGUCAGACUCAGAACAGCAGUCUGUCUCUGCUGUGGUACCGACACACACACACACACGAGCUGGAGCAGCCCAUCAACCUCAAACUACACACACUGCACAAAGACCGCGAGUACCUGUGGAUUCAGCCGGCUUCGGCGCAGGACGCCGGACUCUACAUCUGCAUGCUCCGCAACAUUUCCUCGUGUGUGAAGAUCGGCGUGGAGCUGAAGGUGGUGCAGAAGGACGGAGAGUGUGACAGGAGAGCUCAACCUCACCUGAACCUGACUAUACCGUUCCAGAGUGAACAAACCCUCACCUGUCCAGACCUGAACACACUCACGCUGCCCAACAGCACACACUCCGUCAGCUGGUACCACUUAUGCAGGUAUGAUCUGUUUCAAAGAGACCGAGAGCUGAAAGGAGAUGAUCUGGUGAUCUACAGGAUGAUGGAGCCGUACACUGGCCUCUACACGUGUGUGGUUUCAUAUCAGAUGAACGGACGCACGCUCCAGUUCACACGCAACAUUAACGUCAUUGCUGUUGUUCCUGAUGUCGGCAGUAAAGUUCCCAUCAUCCUGAAUCCCGCGAGCGAUCAGAUCUACACGGUGACUCUGGGAGAUACUGUGACACUGUCCUGUCGUGUGCAUCUGCCUCACCUGUACGAGGAAAAGCAGCACAUCUGGUGGACCAUCGAUAACAAAACCGUGGAGCAACUCGCCGACCCACGAUUCAGCUCACUUGAGGCCACGCUUGUGUCAUAUGAUUACGGUGACGAAUUGAAAGAACGAGUCCUGAAUGUGAUGGAUUUUUCAGCUGACGACCUGCAGAGGGAGUUUAACUGCUCCGCCAGAAACAGCCGUGGGUUCAACACCAGCCGAGCCGUACUGAAGACCGAACGUAACUACACACGCUAACAUGACUAACACACAGGGCCAAUGCCCCCCCAGAUUCUCCUUGUGUCUCCCCCCAAAAAUGUCCAGCCAAAAAAAAAAAAAGCAUUAAACACUUAUUAUUUGUACUAUCUAAAUAAGGAUCAGUCACUUUGUUCAAAGGAAAAAUGGACAAUUAUGCACAUAAUGACAUUUGAACUCAUAGCCACAAAAUCAUAUUAUAAAUAAUAAUAAAAAACUAACCGUAACAUCCAAGCA
Molecule: messenger RNA, 1475 nt
Organism: Sinocyclocheilus grahami
Lineage: Eukaryota; Metazoa; Chordata; Actinopteri; Cypriniformes; Cyprinidae
Product: interleukin-1 receptor accessory protein-like
Exons: 10
Coding region: 147-1241 (364 amino acids)
Molecular function (GO): interleukin-1 receptor activity
Source: RefSeq, a predicted model, not a curated record